Clarias gariepinus (North African catfish) is the source of this 1693-nucleotide messenger RNA. RefSeq names its product cholesterol side-chain cleavage enzyme, mitochondrial. Gene Ontology annotation, cellular component: mitochondrial inner membrane. Gene Ontology annotation, biological process: cortisol metabolic process; cellular response to peptide hormone stimulus; C21-steroid hormone biosynthetic process. NCBI's taxonomy places the organism in Eukaryota, Metazoa, Chordata, Actinopteri, Siluriformes, Clariidae. The record is from RefSeq and is a predicted model, not a curated record. The transcript is spliced from 10 exons. Gene Ontology annotation, molecular function: iron ion binding; oxidoreductase activity, acting on paired donors, with incorporation or reduction of molecular oxygen; heme binding. The coding region runs from base 19 to 1587 and encodes 522 amino acids.
GUGACCGAGUGGGUGAGUAUGUGCAUGAUGGUGGUGAGGUGCACGGCAUGGAGCAGUGCUCUGGCUCGAUCUCUAGCUAUGAUGGAAGGACCAUGCCAGGUAAGAGCUUGCCACAACGCAAGUAUGCCUGUUACAAGAGACACACUAUAUCCAGAAAGCAGCUCUACUGUCAGGCCCUUCAAUGAGAUACCUGGGAUGUGGAAAAACAGCUUGGGGAACCUCUACACCUUCUGGAAACUGAAUGGAUUUAAGAACAUCCAUCACAUUAUGGUGCAUAACUUCAACACAUUUGGGCCCAUUUACAGGGAGAAAAUUGGAUAUUAUGAAAGUGUGAAUAUAAUCAACCCUGAGGAUGCUGCCAUCUUAUUCAAAGCAGAGGGUCACUACCCUAAAAGGCUCCGAGUGGAACCUUGGACUUCCUAUCGGGAUUUUCGAAAUCGCAAAUAUGGUGUUCUUUUGAAAGAUGGAGAAGACUGGCGAUCCAACAGAGUCAUUCUGAACCGUGAGGUAAUCUCGCCGAAGGUGCAGGGGAACUUUGUGCCACUACUGGAUGAGGUGAGCCAGGACUUUGUUGCUCGAGUUCAUAAAAAGAUUGAAAGAAGUGGACAGAACAAAUGGACCACAGACCUGUCUCAUGAACUCUUCAAGUAUGCUCUAGAAUCUGUGAGUGCAGUAUUGUAUGGUGAACGUCUGGGGCUGCUGUUCGACUACAUUGAUCCAGAUGCUCAGCACUUUAUUGACUGCAUCACUCUUAUGUUUAAGACCACCUCCCCCAUGCUUUACAUCCCCCCUUCCAUGUUAAGGCGGCUUGGAGCCAAAACCUGGAAAGACCAUGUGGAAGCAUGGGAUGGUAUUUUCAACCAAGCGGACCACUGUAUUCAGAACAUCUACAGGCAGCUGAGGAAGGAAUCUGAAGGUCAGAAUAAAUAUCCCGGAGUGCUGGCCAGCCUUCUCAUGCUUGACCGGCUGUCCAUUGAGGAAAUCAAGGCCAGUGUGACUGAGCUGAUGGCUGGAGGCGUAGAUACAACAUCCCUUACCCUUCUUUGGACGCUCUAUGAGUUGGCACGUCACCCUGACCUCCAAGAGGAGCUGAGGGCCGAAGUCAUUGCAGCUCGCACUGCCUCGCUGGGAGACACAAUGCAGAUGCUCAAAAUGGUGCCACUGCUAAAAGGUGCUCUGAAAGAGACACUCAGGCUGCACCCUGUAGCAGUAAGCCUGCAAAGAUACAUCACUCAAGAUGUUGUUAUCCAAAACUACCAUAUUCCAUCUGGGACAUUAGUGCAGCUGGGACUGUAUGCUAUGGGCAGGGACUAUCGCAUCUUUCCCAGACCAGAGCAGUAUCUGCCCUCUCGCUGGCUAAGGAAUGAAAGCCAUUAUUUCAGGAGUCUGGGCUUUGGCUUUGGGCCGCGUCAAUGCCUUGGGCGCAGAAUUGCAGAAACUGAGAUGCAGCUCUUCCUCAUCCACAUGUUGGAGAACUUCAGGAUUGAGAAGCAGAGACAAGUAGAAGUGAGGAGCACGUUUGAGCUUAUACUGAUCCCUGAAAAACCCAUUCUGUUAACUAUAAAGCCUUUACAUAACAGUAAAUGACAAACUCCUUCCAGAAGCCUUCACAUGGACAGACGUUUGGUCAAGGUUGUGUACUGAUCAGUGGAUGUCUGAGCAAAUCCAUGAUUGUAUUCACUGAGUCUGGUCA